GUACAAAGCUGAUAAUUACCUGUUUGUAAAUGAAAGUGAAAGAUUUAAAGCCAGAGCUGACAGUUCAGCAAGGAACACGAAUAAGAUUCUGGAAUAAUGUAAAGAUAUUUGCAUUGCAAGAGGCCUCAGCAGGAAUCAUCUGCUCUGUAACUGCAGCAAAAAAUGGAGGGAGCUGCUUCGGAACUGACCUCCCCUAUGGAGCGUAAAACAAAGGGGACUGAGAGUGUCCUGAUGAAGAGAGCAGACUCCCCUGUACCCAGCUGUGUUUCCAUGAAGAGUGACGCGUCAAUGGUAAAGGCACUCAACUUCAGAGAGGGACCUUUUCCUAGAGAUCAAAGAGACCAAAUGGAAGAUUGCAGUUCAGAUCUACAUGAUAAAUCGGGUUUAUCAUCCAUAUUGAAGUCACUAGAGGAAAAUGCUGUAAGGUUCCUGAAAGAUGAGCUGAAGAAGAUCACGAGGUACCUAGAUCAGAAUUACCCAGAAUGCUCUGAGCCUCAGCUGGAGGAGGACAAUGACCUGGACUGUGAUGGUCAGAUGCAGAAGACCUGUGGUAGAGAGGGAGCUCUGAAGAUCACACUGUGCAUCUUGAAGACCAUGGAGCAAAAUGAUCUCGCUGACAUGCUGGAGAAGAGGCAUCUUCUGUCACAAUGUCAGCGCAGAAUCAAACGUACCCGACUGAAAAAAUUUGAGUGUGUAUUUGAAGGGAAAGCUAAGGAAGGACAGCCAACACUUCUCAGUGAGAUUUACACAGAACUCUACAUAACUGAAGGUGGGACUGGAGCAGUCAAUGAUGAACAUGAAGUGAGACAGAUUGAAACAACAUCCAAGAAAAGGCGAACAGAAGAUACUACAGUCAAGUGCAAUGAUAUAUUUAAACCCUUAUGUGGGCGUGAGACACCUAUCAGAACUGUACUCACUAAAGGGGUGGCAGGUAUCGGGAAAACAGUCUCUGUGCAGAAAUUUAUUCUCGACUGGGCAGAAGGAAAAGCAAACCAGGAUGUUCACUUCAUAUUUGCUCUUCCUUUCCGGGACCUGAAUUUGAUUAAGGGUGAAUACAGUCUGAUUGAACUGCUUCACCACUUUGUCCCAGAUCUGAAAUCAGUUGAAUCUGCUGAGCUGUUUAGGUACAAAAUCUUAUUAAUCUUUGAUGGCCUGGAUGAGUGUCGCCUUCCUCUGGAUUUUCAGAAGAUUGACAGCUGGUUUGAUGUAACAAAGAAAACGUCACUGGAUGUGCUGUUGACUAACCUCAUUAAGGGGAAUCUGCUCCCAUCCGCUCUCCUCUGGAUAACCUCCCGGCCAGCAGCAGCCAAUCAGAUACCUCCUGAGUGUGUCCACCGGGUGACAGAGAUACGAGGGUUCAGUGAUGCACAGAAGGAGGAGUAUUUCCAGAAGAGAUUUAGUGAUCAGAGCCUGGCCAGCAGGAUUAUCACACAUGUGAAAUCAUCAAGGAGCCUCUUCAUCAUGUGCCACAUACCUGUGUUCUGCUGGAUUUCAGCCACUGUCCUUGAGAGGCUUUUUAGUGAGACUGACAGUGGAGAAAUUCCAAGGAAUCUGACUGAAAUGUACACACACUUCCUGAUCUUUCAGACAAGUUUAAAAAAUGACAAGUAUAGGCUACCGACCUCCGCAAACCUGAGUUGGACAAGUUGGUUUAGGAAAUUGGUGGUGAGAUGGAUGAAAAACCAUGAAAGUGAGUUUAAUAAAUCUGGAAAGGAAUUCCUUUUAAAACUUGGUAAACUGGCUUUUGAUAGCCUUGAGAAAAGCAAUCUAAUUUUUUAUGAGCAAGAUCUGACAGAGAAUGGCAUUGAUGUCACUGAAACUUCAGUUUACUCUGGAGUGUGCACAGAAGUCUUUAAAGAGGAGUAUGGGUUGUACCAGGAGAAGGUGUACUGCUUUGUGCAUCUGAGCAUCCAGGAGUAUCUCGCUGCUUUAUAUGUGUUUCUGUCAAACUCAUCAGCUGACCUGCUGAAGACUGCAGUGAAUCAGGCAUUAGAGAGCAAGAAUGGACACUUGGACCUCUACCUCCGCUUCCUCCUGGGCCUCUCAACAGACUCCAGUAAGACUCUGUUACAAAGGCUACUGGGGCCGACAAGAAUCAGCUCACAUACCAGUAAGGAAACAGCCCAAUAUAUCAAGGAGAAAAUACAGGAGAAUUUAUCUCCAGAAAGGACCAUCAACCUGUUCCACUGUCUGACUGAAUUGGGUGACAAUUCUCUAGUAGUGGAAGUACAAGAAUACCUGAAUUCAGGAAGUCUUUCAGCAGAAGAUCUCUCACCUGCUCAGUAUUCAGCUUUGGCCUUUGUCUUACUGAUGUCAGCUGAGAAGCUGGAUGUGUUUGAUCUGAAGAAAUUCAUCAGAUCAGAUAAGGAGCAUUGGAGGCUGCUGCCUGUGGUCAAGACAUCUAGGACAGCACUGCUGAACAGCUGUAAUCUCACAGAGAAAUGCUGUGAGUCACUGGCUUCAGCUCUCAGAUUAAACUCCUCACCCCUGAGAGAGCUGGACCUGAGUGACAAUGACCUGCAGGAUUCAGGAGUGAAGCUGCUCUCUGCUGGACUGGGGGAUUUGCACUGUAAACUGGAGACUCUGAGGCUGUCAGGCUGUAGAGUCACAGAAGAAGGCUGUUCUUCCCUGGCUUCAGCUCUGAGGUCAAACCCCUCACACCUGAGAGAGCUGGACCUGAGUUACAAUCACCCAGGAGACUCAGGAGUGAAGCUGCUCUCUGCUGUACUGGAGGAUUCCAGCUGUAAACUGGAGAAGCUGAAUGUGGAUCACGGUGGAGAGUGCAGGACCAGACCAGGCCUACAGAAAUACUCCUGCCAGCUGAUACUGGACCUCAGGACAGCACACAGACGCCUGUCUCUGUCAGAGGGGAACAGGAAGGCGACAUGGGGGACAGAGGAGCCAUAUCCUGAUCAUCCAGAGAGAUUUGACCGCUGUUACCAAAUUCUGUGCAGAGAGAGUCUGACUGGUCGGUGCUAUUGGGAGGCUGAGUGGGGUGGAGCUGGAGCCUGGAUAGGAGUGACUUAUAAAGGAAUAAGGAGGAAAGGAGGGAGUACUGACUGUGCACUUGGAGCCAAUGACAAGUCAUGGAUUCUGAUCUGUGAUCCUCACAGUUACUCUGUCCUGCACAAUAAUAAACAGACUGUCAUAACCAUAGAGCCUUCAGGCUCCCACAGAGUAGGAGUGUAUUUGGACUGGGAGGCUGGUGCUCUGUCCUUCUACAGAGUCUCCUCUGAUGGACUGACCCCCCUGCACAGAUUCACCUCCUCAUUCACUGAACCCCUCUGUCCAGGGUUUGGGCUUUAUAUAAACUGCUCAGUAUCACUGUGCAUGCUGGGAUAGCUUACUGUGUGCUGGAGAAAUCAUUUUUACUGUAUCACGCAUGUUGCUGGUUCUUCAUGGUAACUCUGCUUUUUAACUUGUAUAAUCCUUUUUUACUCUGAAAUAUAUGUUAGAGAAAAAAUAAUAAUAAUAACGGGGUUCAGCAAGCUGAACAAAGAUGCAAAAUGACAGGUUUUCUCUCUGACUAAAAUGAACCAGUAAAGUGUAAUCCUGAUGCGUGGGGGGGCUUUUCCCUUCCCCAGUAUGUGCCCAUUUUAUAUAUUUAUGUCUAUAUAUUGUAAUUCCUAUCAGGAUAAAAGCUUUUUAUUGUAUCUGAUUGAUGUCCCGGUUCAGCAGUGCCAAAAGCAUAACUGAGUGACAUAAUUAAACCGCAUUCUCUGGUAAAUUAAAAUAAUAUAUUCACUUUA
Molecule: messenger RNA, 3749 nt
Organism: Brienomyrus brachyistius
Lineage: Eukaryota; Metazoa; Chordata; Actinopteri; Osteoglossiformes; Mormyridae
Product: NLR family CARD domain-containing protein 3-like
Exons: 10
Coding region: 163-3342 (1059 amino acids)
Molecular function (GO): protein binding
Source: RefSeq, a predicted model, not a curated record